Molecule: messenger RNA, 1983 nt
Organism: Akanthomyces muscarius
Lineage: Eukaryota; Fungi; Ascomycota; Sordariomycetes; Hypocreales; Cordycipitaceae
Exons: 5
Coding region: 1-1983 (660 amino acids)
Biological process (GO): proteasome-mediated ubiquitin-dependent protein catabolic process
Cellular component (GO): Cul4-RING E3 ubiquitin ligase complex
Molecular function (GO): protein binding
Source: RefSeq, a predicted model, not a curated record
AUGGCCGAGCACGGUGGCGAGCACCCGGGCCGGGAAGAAACGCCUGCCGCCGAACACAACGACUCUGGAUCCGAGGAAGGCAAUACUUGGUACUUCAGUGUCAACGACGAUAUGGAUGACGACGACGAUGAGGACUACGAGGAUGCACCGGAUGAGCUGGAAGCAGACAUCUUUGAAGAUGACCCCAGAAACGUCGAAUUUCAAGUCGUUUUCGGUAACGAUGACGAUGAAGAGAUUGACCUCGACGAGGACGAUGAUGAGGAUGACGAUGAGGAAGAGGACGAUGAUGAGGAGGAAGACGCACAGCACGCAGCUGCCGAAGUCGGCAACCAAUCUGCUCUUCGCAUCUUGGGUCUACUAAGAGCUGGUCACCGCACCGGUCUAGUCACAAGAGCGCAAGUUCUGGCUCUGCUCAGAAACGGCGAACUCGGCCGUGGCCUCAUCGAUGAGGAUGACGAAGAGGACCUGGAAAGUCUCUUUGGCCAGUGGGGUAGACGCAACCGCCGCCCGCCCAAGGACCCUAAUCGCUUCCCAAAAGUACCAAGCGACGAGGGCAGGAAGCUCAUGCAGUCUGGCACCUUUGGCUCCAGCAACGGAGCCGUUCGCCGAGAUAGUAGCAAGAGGAUAGCAAGGCGCAUGCUUGAACGAGAACUCGGCAUCGGAGAUCGACGACAACGCACGCGCAACACUGACUUGAUAGCACAGUCCCUCGUCCCGUCCACCAAAGUUGAGCAAAUCAUACACUACGACGACCCCAUUUACUCGGGCCAGUUUUCUGACGAUGGAAACUUUUUCUUUUCCGUCUGCCAAGACUUCAGAGUCCGCAUGUAUGACACCUCGAAUCCGUACAGGUGGCAGCAUUACAAAACGGUCAACUAUCCCGGCGGCCAGUGGACGCUGACCGAUGCCUCGCUGAGCCCAGACAACAAAUGGUUGGCAUACACUUCCAUUGACAGUCUAGUCGCGAUUGCUCCGACAGACCCGAGCGAUCGCGGCGACCCCUAUGUCCUGAACCUGGCAGAAGGCACCCGACGAGUGAAUGGCUGGGGCAUGCGCCGGGGCGGCUUCGGUAUCUGGUCUGUCCGAUUUUCUGGCGAUGGCAGAGAGCUUGUGGCCGGCACAAACGCGCACUCUUUAGUUGUCUACGAUAUCGAAUCUCGACAAGUCCUUCAUCACGUCGAAGGCCAUGACGAUGACGUCAACGCCGUGUGCUUUGCCGAUAAAUCGUCUCCCCAUAUUCUCUACUCCGGAUCCGACGAUGCCACCAUCAAAGUCUGGGACAGGAGAAGCAUGGGUGACGGCCGCGAAGUCGGCGCCUUUGUCGGACACAUUGAGGGCUUGACAUACCUGGACAGCAAAGGCGACGGACGAUAUAUCCUAAGCAACGGCAAGGACCAGAGCAUGAAGCUUUGGGACCUCCGCAUGGCCAUGUCCACCGAGCGCUUCCACGACAUGGGCCGCACUCGCUACGGCCAUUCGAGCGGUUUUGACUACAGAAAUGAGAUGUACGACGACAGCGACUGGGAUGUUCACCCCCACGAUAAUUCACUAGUGACUUUCCGCGGCCACAAGGUGCUACGAACACUCAUUCGAUGCCACUUUUCGCCGCCGUCAGCCACCAACUCUCGCUACGUGUAUUCCGGCAGUGCUGAUGGAAAGGUAUACGUCUACAACAUGGACGCAACCAUUGCGCGCAUCAUUGAUGUAAAGGAGGCUACGAAUGGCACACGUCGUCUUGACCGCCGCACGCGAUUGUAUUUCGAUGAGCCAGGCGGCUGGGGCACCUGUGUUCGAGACGCCAGCUGGAACCCCAAUGCCCCUGUCAUAGUCGCAUCGGCAUGGAACGGAUAUAGCAUGGCCCGCGGCACAUGUACAGUACACUCUUUCAACGAGGCGGAUGAGGAUGAGGGUGAGCCAGAAAUGGGGCAGAGCGUUGACGACAUGCUCAACGACAACCCCAACUUCUAUCCAUCGGGAUAUUAG